AUGUUCGGGACCAUAGUUUCUAUUUGCAAGAAGAAUGGGAUUUCCGGUCUUUACAGCGGUCUUUCGGCUUCGCUUCUUCGGCAAAUAACCUACUCAACCACACGAUUCGGUAUAUAUGAGGAGCUGAAAUGUCGAAUUAACGAGUCAGCGUCAUCACCUCCAUCUCUGCCCACACUCAUUGGAAUGGCUUCGGUGUCAGGUUUUGUCGGCGGAGUAGUCGGCAACCCUGCUGAUGUUCUGAAUGUCCGGAUGCAGCGUGAUGCUGCCCUGCCUCCUGAGAAACGGCGAAAUUACCGGCAUGCUUUCCAUGGGCUAUCACAGAUGAUACGCACAGAAGGCCCAUCUAGUUUAUUUCGUGGAGUGUGGCCCAAUUCCUUAAGGGCGGUCUGUAUGACCGCUGCUCAAUUGGCGACCUACGAUGAGUUCAAGCAGAUAUGUAUUGGCCACCUAGGCAUGGCUGACAAUAUUUUGACACAUCUGACGGCGUCGGUAAUGGCUGGCUUUGUUGCGACUACACUCUGCAGCCCAAUUGACGUAAUAAAGACUCGAAUAAUGGGCGCGAGUGCUGCAGAAACCAAGGGACACUCCAUUGUCGGGCUCCUAAAGGAGAUUUUUCACAAAGAAGGCUUAUCAUGGAUGUUCCGUGGGUGGACCCCAAGCUUUAUGCGUCUCGGUCCGCAUACCGUCGCAACAUUCUUGUUCCUGGAACAGCAUAAGCAAUUAUAUCGAGCUUUUAAAUACCCUGAUGGUGACUCGCGUGCGGCUGUUUAA
Messenger RNA from Ophidiomyces ophidiicola, 771 nucleotides. It is a transcript of the gene DIC1, whose product is annotated as Mitochondrial dicarboxylate transporter. The transcript is spliced from 2 exons. Bases 1 to 771 code for a protein of 256 amino acids. Lineage: Eukaryota; Fungi; Ascomycota; Eurotiomycetes; Onygenales; Onygenaceae. Gene Ontology annotation, biological process: phosphate ion transmembrane transport; oxaloacetate transport; succinate transmembrane transport. The record is from RefSeq and is a predicted model, not a curated record. Gene Ontology annotation, molecular function: thiosulfate transmembrane transporter activity; sulfate transmembrane transporter activity; succinate transmembrane transporter activity.